Molecule: messenger RNA, 1341 nt
Organism: Pipistrellus nathusii (Nathusius's pipistrelle)
Lineage: Eukaryota; Metazoa; Chordata; Mammalia; Chiroptera; Vespertilionidae
Source: the annotation of a GenBank genome assembly
AUGAGGGAAUGCCUUUCCAUUCACGUGGGCCAAGCUGGCAUCCAGAUUGGGGAUGCUUGCUGGGAAUUGUAUUGCCUGGAACACGGAAUUCAUCCAGAUGGUUUUAUUCUUGACAAUAGAAAGGAUCAGUUGGAAAUUGCUAAAACAGAGCAUAUGGAUGCCUCUUUCAAUACCUUCUUUUGCGAGACAAGAGCUGGGAAGCAUGUGCCCAGAGCACUCUUCAUUGACCUAGAGCCAACUGUUAUAGAUGGGAUUCGAACAGGCAAGCACCGCUCUCUCUUUCACCCAGAGCAGCUUGUUAGUGGGAAGGAGGAUGCUGCAAACAACUAUGCCCGAGGACACUACUCUCUGGGGUCAGAGAUCAUCAACCUUGUGCUAGAGAGAAUCCGAAAGCUGGCAGAACAGUGCAGUGGACUACAGGGAUUUUUGAUUUUCCGAAGCCUUGGAGGAGGCACUGGAUCGGGAUUUACAUCUCUCUUAAUGGAGCAUCUCUCAAUACAAUAUGGCAAGAAGACUAAAUUGGAGUUUUCUGUCUAUCCAGCUCCCAGGAUCUCCACUGCUGUAGUAGAACCCUAUAACUCCAUCCUCACCACCCAUUACACAUUAGAGCACUCGGACUGUACCUUCAUGGUGGACAAUGAGGCCCUCUAUGACAUAUGCCAUCACAAACUUGGUGUUGAUCGCCCCUCUUACACCAUCAUUAAUAGACUGAUAGGUCAGGCAGUAUCUUCCAUUACUGCUUCCCUCCGGUUUGAAGGGCCCUUGAAUGUGGACCUAAAUGAAUUCCAGACCAACCUGGUACCUUAUCCGAGAAUACAUUUCCCUAUGACAGCCUUAGCCCCCAUCAUUUCUGCUGACAAUGCCUACCACAAGGACUUCUCUGUGUCAGAUAUCACCACUGCUUGCUUUGAGGUCUCCAACCAGCUAGUCAAGUGUGAUCCUCGACUGGGGAAGUACAUGGCCUGCUGCCUACUCUAUAGAGGGGAUGUGGUCCCUAAGGAUGUCAAUGCAGCAAUUGCAGCCAUGAAGUCAAGGAACUCUGUUCAGUUUGUGGAUUGGUGUCCAACUGGUUUCAAGGUGGGCAUCAACAGCCAACCACCCAUGAUGAUGCCUGGGGGGGAAAUGGCCAAGGUCCAGCAGGCUGUCUGCAUGCUGAGCAACACCACAGCAGUUGUAGAGGCCUGGGCCCGCCUGAACCACAAGUUUGAUCUCAUGUAUGCCAAGAAGGCAUUUAUACAUUGGUACAUCAGAGAAGGCAUGGAAGAAGAGGAAUUUUCAGAGGCCAGGAGAGAUCUGGCAUCUCUGGAGAAGGAUUAUGAGGAGGUGGGGCAAAGUUUCUGA